AUGGUGUGUCAGAAAUGUACCAAGAAAUUGUCCAAAGUCGCAGCACCGGAUCCAUUUGCACCAAGCUCCUCAUCUCGUAAAGUUGGCGAGAACAAGCUCUUGACAGCCCGCAACGUGGGCGGAGCUGGUUCGUCGAAGCGGUAUCAGCCGUACCAGAACAAAUGCAAAGAUUGCAAGAGCUCAGUGACACAAAAUGGGGCCAAAUACUGCCAUGGAUGCGCGUACAAGAAAGGGAUAUGUUCAAUUUGCGGGAAACAGGUUCUCGAUACAAAGGGAUACGUUAUGUCUAGCAAGUAA
Messenger RNA from Rhizoctonia solani, 297 nucleotides. RefSeq names its product microtubule-associated protein CRIPT protein. Gene Ontology annotation, biological process: cytoplasmic microtubule organization. Gene Ontology annotation, molecular function: microtubule binding. The record is from RefSeq and is a predicted model, not a curated record. The transcript has 3 exons. Lineage: Eukaryota; Fungi; Basidiomycota; Agaricomycetes; Cantharellales; Ceratobasidiaceae. Bases 1 to 297 code for a protein of 98 amino acids.